Molecule: messenger RNA, 2227 nt
Organism: Macrosteles quadrilineatus (aster leafhopper)
Lineage: Eukaryota; Metazoa; Arthropoda; Insecta; Hemiptera; Cicadellidae
Exons: 8
Coding region: 566-1978 (470 amino acids)
Source: RefSeq, a predicted model, not a curated record
ACGAUGCAAUAGCUUUUACAAUUUGGACACUUGUAAAAUAGGUUUAAUCGGUGAUGAUGUGUGUGAUAAAUUAAAUAAUAAUUUUUUAAAGUAAGACUUUCCAAUAAGUGGUGUUGUGUGUGGAACAGUCAAUUUUAAAUGUAGAUUACAAGAGAAUUAAAUGAAGCUGAUAAGACAGUAUCAGGGUGGGUUCCUAUUUUGGUGAAAAUAAAAAAAGUUACAGACACUAUUUCACUGCUGAGGUGUAAAAAUUUUUCAAUCGUAUCCGAUCACGAAGAUGUCUUCCUCAUUUUGUAUUUUCAGUUGAAAUAGAACACUCCCAGCGAGAUUGAGUGAAGACGCACAAUUAAGACAAAUAAGUAAAUAAGGAUAAUCACUAGAAGUAAGUACAAAGCUCACACUAAAUUAGGAUCCAACGAAACGAAUUAGAGCAAUAAUGGAGAACAUUAUUUUUGGAAACCCAUACGCCAACUCAAGAUGCUAGAACAGUACAGCUACGAUAAAACUUCCAGAAUGUUCGAACUAAAAUGACACAGUUUGUAAUUGGAGAAUGAAUCUGUAAGAGAUGUACGCAGCCGCCGGAGGUGCUUCUAUAGCUUCGCGCCAAGCGCGGAGGAAGAUCCAGAAACAUCAUACGGCUCCGGAUGUGGUCCAUCAGCAGUUUCAGAAGAGGUUCAACCAGCUGCAGGCUCAGCACGCCCCCGCGUCAGCUGAUCAUUAUAAUCAACGGCAGCAGGAACAGUUGUUGGGGCGCCUUCCAGACAAUUGCCGCCACUUUGAGCUCAAAGAACCCUUCCCUCUGCACAAGGGACAUCCUGAUCAACACCUCUUGCGAACUGCUCCUGUAGGACUUCACUCUAGGCUCCCUAGCUACAUUGACCUGAACGGCCGAAUCACCGGGUUCGGUAGUAGUGAUAUUUCGGAGGGCAAAGCCGCAACAGCAUGGUCGGAGAGAGAAAGAAGAACCUCCGCGACGGAUGCUACUCAACAUCGCACGAAACAACGCGAGGCCCAUGGACGAUGGAUAAAAAGGAACCGGAGAGCAGGAUUGAGGGUGAACCCCGACAUGAGAAAAUUCAAGUUGAUCUUUCCUAAGCAGAACCAAGGAAGAUACGGUGGUAGAAAGAAAAACAGUCCGGUUUACCAUCCCGAGAAACUCAUCCACGACUCGUCGUUCGGUGGCAGCAGUUCGGAAGACGAAGACGUAGUUUACGCCCACCAGAGUGCAGCUGCCAACGCCCUUCUCUACGUAGGUCUUGGCACCGUUGCCAUCGGACUGGUUAUAGCGUUUGUCGGCACGGGAGAAAAGGGGUUCAAGACUCUAGAACUAAGGCUUAUAGGACCCACACUCAUCGGCAGCGGGGUUCUGUGCUGCCUAGUCCGUAUAUUCCUGUGUGUCUGUCCGACGCGCUGUGUCAGACGAAGGUUCCGACACAGGCAUCGGCGCAAACAUGUCACUGCCUCACCCGGCGCACAGCUCAACAAACAUAGCUUCCAGGCGGACAAGUCUACGGACUAUUACAGACACCUGCCUUACAGCCGGGCAGCGCAGGAGUUCAUGCUGGAACAGCCGAAAAAGAACAAGAAACGGGUCUCAAUUAUUCCUGCGGGACAGAACAGAAUGGAUUCGGAACUGACUCGUCCCAUUCCGCAGAUCCAGGUGCCGAGCAUCGUCAGCUCGGAGAAUCUUCUAGAAAUGAACAAGCUCAGCCAUGCCAAUACUCCAGAAGAUACAAACAGCCUCAGCAGCGAAGACUCGUUCAACGAACAACUACUCUUGGCUGAGAACGGUUCCGUAGAGCGACUCAACAGACUCAAGUCCACAUUGACCUUUGAUGACGGAGAGAUUAACAGAGCUGUGACGAGAAUAGAAGAAGAAGAUUCGGAGGCGCUGGAAGAUUCUGCGCCAACCUCACCGAUGUUGAAUACGGACAAACGCGAACUGGUUCUGAGUCCAGCGAAACUGCAAGGCGACUGAGACUGAACUAUUCUUUGGAAUCUGUAAAUAUUUUCAGAAUGCUGUUUUGAACAAAAUUCUUUAAUAUUGAAUAAUUCUUUUAAAUGUAUGUAUAACCAUUGAUUUGUUGAUACUGAAGUAGAUAUCAACCAGCUGAAGCCGACUUAUUGAAAAAGAACCUAUUUGAAUGAGCCACUGAGUGUGUUAGAGUGUUAUUUUUUCCCAUAGUUUUUGUUACCGUACUCUAAUAGUUUAUGAGACAGAAAAAAU